Lactuca saligna is the source of this 1569-nucleotide messenger RNA. NCBI's taxonomy places the organism in Eukaryota, Viridiplantae, Streptophyta, Magnoliopsida, Asterales, Asteraceae. The record is from the annotation of a GenBank genome assembly.
AUGGCGGCAUCACUGUUCACCUUCUCCUCCACCUCAAGAAGAGUUGUCCCAGCUCCAAACUCGCCUCCUCUUCCCAUAUACAUCAAAGCCACCAACGUAGUUUUCAACCCUGAUAUUCCAGAAGCUCAUCGAGGUCUUGGACUUGAUGAUUUUGUUAAUUUCUUAACUUCCUGCCGACUCCGAUACGCAAUCAGUGACGUUCCAUCAGAGUUCUUUCCCGAACAAGUAUGUGAAUUCUACUACACUGCAACAAUUAAUGAUGAAAACAAUGCCAUCUCCGGGACUAUUGGUCGUGGAAGACACUCAGUCUUCAUUACCGCUGACCUCCUUAGUGCUGUGCUCAGGUUACCAAUCUUUGAACCAUUCUCAGAGCUUCCAUCUAUUGAAUGUUGUAGACGUCUCUUUCAUCAACUGGGAUAUGAUCACUCUAAGGCUGGUACUCGAUCAGCUCUCAUUCUGCGUCAGUGCAUGACUCCAGGAUGGAAGUUCUUCACCGGUGCUCUGUGUAAGUGUGUGGGUCACAAAUCUCGCAGUGGUGAUCAACUGAGCACGUAUGAACAACAAGUCUUCUGUUCCCUUCUUCUCAAAAAAUGCCUUGAUUAUGGGGCUUUCUUCUUUGAUCAGCUUGUCCAACUUCUUCGUGCAAAUGUACGCGCUGAUCAUGUCCCCUUUCCACGCUGGAUUGCUCUUGUGCUAGAUAAAUUUUUCGCUGAAGCUUACUAUUCACAUUCUGGGAACCCCAUCCAAUGCCCUCGCAUGUCAGUGCGAAUUUAUCAGGAUGAUCCAUUGGACACCGAUAUCGGCAUCUCUGAUUGGAUGAGAGAAUGGAUGGCAAAUCCAUAUACUGUUCCUUCACUCACCGUUGAUACUGAUGAAGGAGCUGAUGGUAACAACGAAGAUCAUGCUGAUCAAGAAGCUGAAUCACAGAAUGGUGGCCAUCUCUCCCCUCAACUCUCUCAUCAUACUCUCUCUGACACUGAGCGAGGUCACUCAACUCAAGGGGAGCCAUUAUUUCAGGGGGAGCAACCAUUCCAGGGGGAGCCACCAUCUCAGGGGGAGCAACCAUCCCAAGGGGAGCACCCUUCUCCGGGGGAGCAACCUCGCUCACCAGAAGUUCCAGGUAUUUUCUUGCCAACUCCUUCCCCUGGCCCACAACAUGAUGAUGAUCAAAAAGGGGGAGAAACUGAUGAUGAUCAAAACGAGGGAGGCACUAAAUCUGUUGAUCUUGAAUCUGCAGACAACACUUUAGUCCAGACUGAGCCACCACAGUCGAUGCACGAGUCUGAUAGACCAGCUGCUGACGACUCAGAUAGACCUGCAGAUAUUGAACAGAUUGCUGAAGAUAGUGAGCAUGAUGAUGAGUGUCAGAUGUUGGACAUGAACUUCAUUAAUCCUACUAUUCCAGCUCAAGGAGAAGCCUCAGAGGAUAAUGAAGAUGAACAUGAUGAUGAAUGUCAAAUGCAAGAUAUGAAAUUCAUUGAUCCUAUUAUGCCAGUCCAAGGAGAAGAUUCAGAUGUAGCUAGUGAGGAUACUCAACCUCUAUCUCGCAAGCGCAAGAGGUGUUCUUGA